This is a messenger RNA of Sphaerodactylus townsendi, 2035 nucleotides long. It is a transcript of the gene NOP56, whose product is annotated as NOP56 ribonucleoprotein. The transcript has 11 exons. The coding region runs from base 91 to 1704 and encodes 537 amino acids. The record is from RefSeq and is a predicted model, not a curated record. Gene Ontology annotation, molecular function: snoRNA binding. Lineage: Eukaryota; Metazoa; Chordata; Lepidosauria; Squamata; Sphaerodactylidae. Gene Ontology annotation, cellular component: small-subunit processome; box C/D methylation guide snoRNP complex.
UCCCAACGAAAUAUCGCCGGAAGAGGCGUUCCCGACUUCCGUUCGAAGGGCGAGUGUGGCUGGCGCAGGAGGGGAGGCGAGGCGGCCGCCAUGGGCCCGGCGCUGCUGCACGUGUUGUUCGAGCACGCGGCCGGCUACGGGCUGUUCGCGCUGCGGCAGGCGGAGGAGGUGGGGCUGCUGCUGGUGCCGCAGGUGGAGGCGAGCGCGCGCGACCUGGGCCCCUUCCUCGCCCUCGUGCGCCUCGUCGCCUUCGCCCCCUUCCGCUCCGCCCAGGCCGCCCUCGACAACCUCCACGCCGUCUCCGAAGGGCUGCUGCACGAGGACCUGCGGCUGCUGCUGGAGACGCACCUGCCGGCCAAGAGGAAGAAGGCGCUGCUGGGCGUCAGCGAUGCCAAGCUGGGCGCCGCCAUCCAGGAGGAGCUCGGCUGCCCCUGCCAGACCGGCGGCGUCGUCGCCGAGAUCACCCGCGGGAUCCGCCUGCAUUUCUGCCACCUGGUGAAGGGCCUGACGGCCCAGUCCGCCUCCAAGGCCCAGCUGGGACUGGGGCACAGCUACUCCCGGGCCAAGGUCAAGUUCAAUGUCAACCGGGUGGACAACAUGAUCAUCCAGUCCAUCAGCCUCCUGGAUCAGCUGGACAAGGACAUCAACACCUUCUCCAUGCGCGUCAGAGAGUGGUACGGGUAUCACUUUCCAGAGCUGAUCAAGAUCGUGGGCGAGAACUACACUUACUGCCGCCUGGCCAAGCUCAUCAGGAACCGGAAGGAACUGAGCGAAGACAGCCUGGAGGAGCUGGAGGAGGUCGUCAUGGACAGUGCAAAAGCGCAGGCAAUUCUGGACGCUUCCCGCUCAUCCAUGGGGAUGGACAUCUCUCCCAUUGACCUGAUCAACAUUGAAAGGUUUUCCAGCCGAGUCAUCUCGCUCUCUGAAUACCGCAAAGGCCUGCAGGAGUAUCUUCGCUCCAAGAUGAGCCAAGUAGCCCCCAGCCUGUCAGCCCUCAUUGGCGAAGUGGUGGGUGCCCGCCUGAUCUCCCAUGCUGGCAGCCUAACUAAUCUGGCCAAGUACCCAGCCUCAACGGUGCAGAUCCUGGGGGCAGAGAAGGCCCUCUUCAGGGCAUUGAAGACUCGGGGCAACACGCCCAAGUACGGCUUGAUCUUCCACUCCACUUUCAUUGGGCGAGCAGCCGCCAAGAACAAGGGCCGCAUCUCCCGCUACUUGGCCAAUAAGUGCACCAUUGCGUCCCGGAUCGAUUGCUUCUCAGAGGUCCCGACCAGCGUCUUCGGAGACAAACUGCGGGAGCAGGUCGAGGAGCGUCUGGCUUUCUACGAGACAGGGGAGCCCCCCCGCAAGAACCUGGACGUCAUGAAGGAGGCUGUGGUGGAGGCCUCAGAGGCGGCAGCAGAGAUCAAAAAGCGGCUGGAGAAGAAAGAGAAGAAGAAACGGAAGCGGGAGAAGAAGCGCCUGGAGGCUCUGGCGGCGGCGGCUGCAGUAGAGGAGACCAUGGCAGAGGAGAACGAGACAGAACCCAAAAAGAGGAAGAAAAAGAGAGCGGAGGAGGCAGAGGCGGAGCUGAUUGAGAAUGGCCUGGAGCCAGAAGUUGUGCCCAAGAAGAAGAAGAAGUCGCUGCCCCCUGCUGUGGAGACCCCGGACAAGAAGAAGAAGAAGAAAAAGGCACGGCUGGAGCAGGAGAGUGAUGAUGUGGACUAGCGAGAGAGGAAGAGACUCAAGAGCCGCCCCCUCCCCACCUUCAAUGGAUGGGGUUUGGGGUGGGGACAUAACUGCUUCCCCCGGCAUUUUCCAAACAGGAGAGAAUGUAGCCCAGGUUGGACCUGCUUUGCCCAAAUGACUGGUCUGAAGGCCGCCCUGGCCGUGGCUUGCAAGCUUUUGGCGCCCACACCGUACUCCACUGGAGCAGAAGUGCAGGGCAGCCGGGGGGAGGGGCGGGGAGAGAGCUGGGCCUGCCUUAUUGUGCUGAACUUUGGGGAGCAGCUGUGCAAAGCAGAACAUUUCGUUUUCCAAUAAAGCAUAUUGUUUCUAA